This is a messenger RNA of Paramecium sonneborni, 2232 nucleotides long. Lineage: Eukaryota; Ciliophora; Oligohymenophorea; Peniculida; Parameciidae. The record is from the annotation of a GenBank genome assembly.
AUGAACAGUCAUCGCAAAUUAACACUUUCUGAAUAUCAAACAAAAUUUAGACAAAUCCAAGAACACAGAAGUCCUAAGUCAAAUAAAUUUCAUACACCAUAACAAAAGAUCAAUUAACCUUCACCAAGAACGCAAAUCGUUUUGAAAAUACAGGAGCCUCUACUAUUUUCGGAUAGAUCCACAUCUACUUAUUAAAAUAUAAAUCUUCCUGUCCCUUCUAAAAUGUCAAAAUUUUCUAAACUUAAAACUUUGGGUGAAGAGUCAAAACAAUAUGAAACUUUAUCUUAACAUUAGACAGUUGAAUAGAAAACUCCAAAGCAAGAAGGGAUAGAAAAAUUAAGGAUAUAAUUGAAUGAAUAAUUUUUAAAAGAAAGCUCCUGUAAUAGAGCAGGAGCUUGUCUCUAAUUUCUUGAACCUAAUUUAGUCCAUAAUCUAUGUAAAAAUAUCAAAUAAAUUUUAGUAAACCUAUCACCUAAAGUUAAGAUAAAUUCAGACCUUCGUGCAUCGGUUUCUUCAAAAGAUUAAAAUGGUAACACAGCACUUCAUUUUGCUGCUAGAAAUGGGAAUAAACGUCUUGUAUAAGCAUUACUGUACAAAGAUAUUCAAUUAGAAGAAUAGAAUGAAGAAUAAAUGACACCAUUACUUUUGAGUGCUUAUUAGUACUAUAUUUAUAUAAAUUAACAUAGUGGAAAAUCGGAAACUUUUUAAAUAUUAGUUAAUGUUGGAGCCAAUAUCAAUCAUCAAGACAUUUAUGGAAAUACUGCUCUUCAUUAUGCUUGUAAGUUUAAUUUUAAAUCUAUUGUGGAAUUUUUACUUUAAAAAUAACAUCUUGUCUAAAUGUAAAAUUUAGAAUAAAAAUAUCCUGAUUAUUAUAUUGAGGAUUCAGAAAUUGCUUAGAUCUUUGAUGAAUAUAGAGAAUAUUAAAAAAGUAUAUCUAUCAAUAUAUAUUUUAGAAAAACAAACUAAAGAAAUAACAAUUUAAACAACUUAAACAGAAACCAUAUUAAAAAUGUUUUAAAGAAAAAAUGUAAAAUAAAUAAAGAAUUAAAUUUAAAUAAGUAGGUCUUAAAACCAUAUGGAUAAAAUGUAAAUACCAUAUCCUAAAAUAAAACAAUUAUAAAUUAAAUUAAAAUAACUUGAAUAAUUUAAAACUCAAAUGUAAGGAUUAAAAAGAUAAAAAACAUUUUCAACAAAUUAUUCUGAAUCUAAUAAAAAUUUGAAAGAGGAAGAAGAAAUAUCUUUAUCUUAAUUUUAGAUAAUAGGUUUAAUUGGCAAAGGUAGUUUUGGUUAAGUAUAUCUUGUAUAAAAAUAAAACUAAUUUUAUGCAAUGAAGGUAUUAGAUAAAAAAAUGAUUUUAAGUAAGUGUAAAUAAUAUAAUUAGAACAUAAUUUAUAUCGUUAUGCAUAAACAGAAAGAAAUGUGCUAUCAGUAACUUCACAUCCUUUUAUAGUAAAGUUAAGAUAUGCUUUUUAAACAUUAGAUAAAUUGAUAAUGAUUUUAGACUUUUGUCCAGGAGGAGAUAUGGGAUAACUUUUGGAAGAGAAGAAAAGACUUCCAGAAGAUUAAGUCAAAAAUUAUAUUUGUGAAUUAAUUUUAGCUUUGGAAGAUUUACAUUAAAGAGAUAUUAUUUAUAGAGAUUUAAAACCAGAAAAUAUAGUAAUAGAUGCAGAUGGACAUGCAAUGCUGACUGAUUUUGGACUUUCAAAGGAAGGAAUAUAUGAUGCUGAUUAAGGAGCAAAAUCAUUUUGUGGAUCAGUUGCUUAUUUAGCUCCUGAAAUGCUUAAACGAUAAGGACAUGGAAAAGCAGUAGAUUGGUAUUUACUUGGAGUAGUUAUGUAUGAACUUUUAGUUGGAGUACCACCUUAUUAUGAUAAUGAAAAAGAGUAGCUAUUUCAUAAUAUUGAAAAUGCUGUUCUUCAAAUACCUUAAUUUAUUUCUGCUGAAGGUAGAAACUUGAUUAAAUCUGUAAUUAUUAUAUUCAUUUUAUAGCUUCUUUAAAGAAAUCCUAUCAAACGAUUAGGAUCAGGAAUAGGUGAUUCUAAAGAAAUCAUGCAUCAUCCUUAUUUUUCAGAUGUUGAUUGGGAGAAGGUUUAAAAUAAAGAAUUGGAACUUCCUAAACCAACAAAAAAGAUUAAGAUUAAUACAUAAGCUAUUCAAAAUAUAUUUUAAACAGAACAUUUAGAACCAUCAUCUCAUAUUCAUGGUUGGUCUUAUGUUCAUACAGAAUUUUGA